Molecule: messenger RNA, 2299 nt
Organism: Achroia grisella
Lineage: Eukaryota; Metazoa; Arthropoda; Insecta; Lepidoptera; Pyralidae
Product: transketolase-like protein 2
Exons: 13
Coding region: 119-1987 (622 amino acids)
Molecular function (GO): thiamine pyrophosphate binding; transketolase activity
Source: RefSeq, a predicted model, not a curated record
UUCACUCGCUUUAAGAAUCACAAAUCAGUCACGUUUUGCUUGGCUACCUAUUUAGUUUACCGGUAUUGAACUUGUUUUUAAUUCACAUUUAGAAAUAUUCCACAACAUAUCUCCUAAAAUGAAAGGCGACAAAAACGUAGAUAUUCAAGCACUUCAAGACAUCGCUAACAAGCUGAGAAUUGAUAGCAUCGUUGCCACAAAUGCCUCAAAAUCCGGUCACCCGACAUCAUGUGCUUCCAUGGCAGAGAUCAUGUCUGUGUUGUUCUUCAACACGAUGAAAUACAAGAUCUCCGCCCCCAAAGACGCGUCGGCAGACAGAUUUGUACUCUCCAAGGGUCACGCUGCCCCCAUACUCUACGCGGCAUGGGCAGAAGCAGGCCUGUUCCCAGUCGAGGAGUUAAAGAACUUACGCAAACUUGACUCAGACCUCGAAGGUCAUCCUACUCCCAGACUAAACUUCGUGGACGUAGGCACUGGCUCUUUGGGUCAAGGUCUGGCUGUUGCCGCCGGUAUGGCGUACGUUGGCAAAUACUUUGACCAAGCACCUUACAGAGUAUACUGCUUGGUGGGAGAUGGAGAGGCAGCUGAGGGCAGUGUAUGGGAGUCCCUGCAUUUUGCCAGUCAUUACAAACUAGACAACCUCGUGGUCAUCUUUGAUGUCAAUCGUCUUGGGCAGUCCGAGCCCACCUCUUUGCAGCAUCAGUUGAAUGUAUAUGAUGCUCGUCUUAAGUCAUUCGGUCUUCACUCGCUCGUGGUCGACGGUCAUGACGUCAGCGAAUUGGUUAAAGCAUUUGAUGAAGCAGCCAAUACUAGUGGGAAGCCCACAGCAAUCGUGGCGAAGACCUUCAAAGGACGUGGCUUCCCUGGCAUUGAGGAUCUGGAGAAUUGGCACGGAAAGGCUUUAGGUGCUGAGGGAGAGAAGAUUAUUAAGCACCUUCAGUCUCUAAUCAAGAACAACACAGUAACACUAAAACCCAAGCCACCGACUGCCGAGGCCCCUAAAGUCCACAUCGGUGACAUCACCCUCUCAUCGCCACCUUCGUACAAGCCUGGAGACCAAGUCGCUACACGAUUGGCUUACGGUACUGCGCUUAAGAAGAUUGCAGACACCAAUUUGCGUGUGAUCGCAUUGGACGGUGAUACAAAGAACUCCACAUUCAGUGACAAACUGCGCAAUGCCUACCCCGAGAGGUACAUUGAAUGCUUCAUCGCUGAACAAAACCUGGUGGGUGUAGCUACAGGCGUCGCCUGCAGGGAUCGCGCCGUGGCCUUUGCCUCGACUUUCGCAGCUUUCUUCACCAGAACUUUCGAUCAGAUCCGUAUGGGCGCUAUAAGCCAGUCGAACAUCAACCUGGCUGGCUCCCACUGCGGGGUCAGCAUCGGAGAGGAUGGACCCUCACAGAUGGGACUCGAGGACUUGGCGCUGUUCCGUUCUGUGCCCACCGCCACUGUGUUCUACCCCUCAGACGCAGUAUCGACGGAGCGUGCAGUUGAACUAGCUGCCAACACUAAGGGCAUCUGCUACAUUCGUACCUCGCGACCUAAUACAGCCAUACUAUACCCCAACGAUGAAGUGUUCAAAGUUGGCCAAGCUAAAGUCGUUCGCGAGUCUCCGAAGGACCGUGUGCUGUUAGUGGGCGCCGGUGUCACACUACAUGAGGCACUUGCUGCCGCUGAUAAGCUUAAGCAAGAAGGCAUAGAGGCUCGUGUAUUGGAUCCAUUCACCAUCAAGCCUCUAGAUGAAGAAGCGAUAGUGAAGAACGCGCGCGCUGUCGGUGGGAAUGUAGUCGUCGUAGAAGAUCACUACCAAGCUGGCGGCGUCGGCGAGGCUGUCAUCUCUGCGGUCGCCCUCGAACGCGAUAUCGCCGUGAAGCACGUGUACGUCCGCGAAGUCCCACGUUCAGGUCCGCCCGCGGUGCUUCUCGAUAAGUACGGCAUCUCGGCACCGCACAUUGUUGCAGCUGCCAAGGCUGUGCUCAAGGCUUAAGAGGUCUCCUUAUUAUGCUUCUAUAUAAAUAUUUUUGUAUCACUAUAUCAUGUAGGGGAUCAUAUCUCGAUGUUUGCAUAACGAAAGAAUUUAUACAAGGUGCAAGGUAAAGGUAUCAAAUGCAAAAUGUUAUGUUAAAUAUAUAUUUAUAUACGUUAUGGUUAUAUAUAAUUUUACUGAUAUAUAGUCAAAUUUGUUAAACAGCUAAAAGUAAAACACACAUUUGUAAACCAUUUGCGGGCCUGUUAAAACUAUAAAUUUAUAUAUUGAAUUAGAAAUUAUAAUUUUUAGAUUGCACCUGUUGAUAUAGUA